Messenger RNA from Manis pentadactyla (Chinese pangolin), 2351 nucleotides. RefSeq names its product UDP-glucuronosyltransferase 1A1-like. Lineage: Eukaryota; Metazoa; Chordata; Mammalia; Pholidota; Manidae. The transcript has 5 exons. Bases 34 to 1692 code for a protein of 552 amino acids. Gene Ontology annotation, molecular function: UDP-glycosyltransferase activity. The record is from RefSeq and is a predicted model, not a curated record.
CAGUAACUUAGUGCAUCGAUUAGUGCUUGUGCCAUGAAAGUAGAAGACGGCUCAUGUCUGGGAGGAGAAAGGCUUGGUAAGCAGGGCACCAUGGCGGCAGGAUCCCAGGGUCCAUGGUCGCUGGUCCUGGGCCUGCUGCUGUGUGCGCUUUGCCCCAUUGUGUCGCAGAGUGGGAAGCUAUUGUUGGUUCCCAUGGAUGGCAGCCACUGGCUGAGCUUGCUUGGGGUCCUCCAGCAGCUGCAGGAGAGGGGACAUGACACAGUCGUCAUAGCACCUGAGGCCUCCACGCACAUUAAAGAAGGAGCGUUUUACACCUUGAAGACAUACCCUGUGCCAUACCAACGGCAGGAACUGGAGGAGACAUUUACCACUCUUGGGCAUGACAUUUUUGAGAAUGAGCCUUUCCUGUGGCAUGUGGUCAAAACAUACAGGAGAAUCAAAAAGGACUCUGCUCUCCACCUGUCCGCCUGCUCCCAUUUACUGCACAACAAGGAACUGAUGGCCUCCCUGGUGGAAAGCCGCUUCGAUGUCGUGCUUGCAGACCCUUUCCUUCCUUGUUGGCCCAUUGUUGCCCAGUCCUUGGCUCUGCUUGCUGUGUUCUUCUCAAAUGCCCUGCCGUGCAGCCUGGAUUUUCAGGGUGCCCAGUGUCCCAACCCUCCAUCCUAUGUGCCCAGGGCUCUGUCUCUGAACUCAGAUCACACGACCUUCCUGCAGAGGGUGAAGAACAUGCUCAUCACCUUCUCAGAGAACUUUCUGUGCAAUGUGGCUUAUUCCCCAUAUGAACCGCUUGCCUCAGAAGUCCUUCAGCGAGAUGUGACUGUCCAGGACCUUAUGAACUCUUCAUCUAUCUGGAUUCUCAGAGGUGACUUUGUGAAGGAUUACCCCAGGCCCAUGAUGCCCAAUAUGAUUUUUGUUGGUGGGAUCAACUGCAACAGCCAUAAUCCACUCUCUCGUGAAUUUGAAGCCUAUAUUAACGCUUCUGGAGAACAUGGGAUUGUGGUUUUCUCUUUGGGCUCAAUGAUCUCAGAGAUUCCCGAGAAGAAAGCCAUGGAAAUUGCUGAUGGUUUGGGCAAAAUACCUCAGACCGUCCUGUGGCGGUAUACUGGACCACGGCCAUCGAAUCUUGCAAAUAAUACAAUUCUUGUCAAGUGGCUGCCCCAAAAUGAUCUACUUGGUCACCCAAAGACGCGGGCCUUUAUCACGCACUCCGGCUCCCACGGCAUAUACGAAGGGAUAUGCAACGGCGUCCCCAUGGUGAUGCUGCCCUUGUUAGGCGACCAGAUGGACAACGCAAAGCGCAUGGAGACCCGGGGUGCUGGGGUGACCUUGAAUGUCCUGGAAAUGACGUCUGAAGAUUUAACAAAUGCCCUGAAAACUGUCAUUAAUGACAAAAGCUAUAAGAAGAGCAUCAUGAACCUCUCCAGCCUUCACAAGGACCGCCCCAUGGAGCCGCUGGACCUGGCUGUGUUCUGGGUGGAGUUCGUGAUGAGGCACAAGGGGGCGCCGCACCUGCGCCCCGCGGCCCACGACCUCACCUGGUACCAGUACCACUCUUUGGACGUGAUGGGCUUCCUUCUGGCCAUUGUGCUGGCAGUUGUCUUCAUCACGUACAAAUGCUGUGCUUUCGGCUGCCGCAAGUGCUUUGGGAAGAAAGCGCAGGUUAAGAAACCUCACAAAUCUAAGGCACACUGAGAAGUGGGUGCGAAAUGGGGUGACCCAAACUUGCAAAGAGAGCCAGUGUUCAAUUCAUGUGAUUAUGAAAGAAAUACUCAGCCAUAAACUAGGUACCCCAGAGUGUAUUUUAAAAUAAAACGUUUGAAUCGGCAGUCACACCUGAAGGUAGAGAUAUGUGAAUAUGAGUUCGGCUCCAUUGGGGAUCUCUGAUCUGGACUACACCUGUCAUCUUUCAAAUGACUUGCUGGGAGAGAGGGUUGGACAGGCGUCCUUCACUCUCCACUACUUUUCUUUCUCAGAAAUGGGGACUGGUUUGGGAGCCCAGGUCUCAGAGAUGGUCCCUCCGCUGCUGCUGAAACCACAGUUCUAAUAUCGUCAUCUGACUUCUGUAGAUGGUUGUGAUCAAUUCCUUCACCAAUAAUGGCAGCUUAAUUUAUGUUCAUGCUUCACAGAUGUCACUUGGUGUAUUUAAAAAAGGAAAUGUUUAUUCUUGUAGGGCAUAGUACUUGAAAUAAAGCAAUGACAUAAUUCCUUUAUUUCAAUAAAUGAAAUAAAUGAAAGAGUCUUUCAAGAACGUGUGUAAUGUCUGACUUUUGGGGGAGAAGAAUGGUGCACAAAAUUGAUGGGUGGCAUCCUCGAAAGGAGAAUCAUUGCUUGUGCCAAAUGGAUCUAAAUUU